Anopheles coluzzii is the source of this 4966-nucleotide messenger RNA. RefSeq lists its product as uncharacterized. The transcript has 2 exons. The record is from RefSeq and is a predicted model, not a curated record. NCBI's taxonomy places the organism in Eukaryota, Metazoa, Arthropoda, Insecta, Diptera, Culicidae. Bases 910 to 2088 code for a protein of 392 amino acids.
GGGGGGGGAGGAGGAGGGAAUGCUUUUGUCCAUUCGAAGGACCCCGUCGCUCGCCAGGAUAGGUCAGGUCAGGCUCCCUGUUUGGAAAUUUGGAGUUUGCGAAUGCGGAUUUCUCCUUUUCAAAAGCAAUCGUGAAGGAGAAGUAAAAAGGGCCCUCCCCCCUUUGAAAAAGCAGAGGAGGGGGGGGGGGGUCCAUAACCCACGCCGUCCCACCCCCUGAAAAAGGUUCCAAAAAUCAACAAAACUCGUUGCCCCGUUUUUUUGUUUGUUUGCUUCGUUUCGUAGCUUGUUUGGUGCACAAUGAAGCGAAGCAACAGAAAAAAAGCCAGCAGCGAUGGGGAAGCCAGGUGGCUUUCCCUGCCCCUCACACACACACACACACACACACACACACACACACACAGAGAAAAGGCACGUCCUUUCAAACACAAAAGGGACAAUACAGCGCAUGGGAGAAGGGGGUGGGUUGGGAAGCGGGCAAGCCAAACAAAUAAUGAAUCCGAGCCGGGCGAGCCUUUUCAACCGGCCGCUGCUGCUGGCUGCCCGUGGCCGGAGAUAAAAGGUCCCCGGGUCCUCGGGUGCGUGAAGAUUUUCUCACCCCCUUCUUCUGCUCCCUCCUUUCUGCUGGCCUCCCGGCCGACCCCGGAGGGUGGCUUCUGAUGACAGAAAAAUAAACCAUCAAUCUUUCCGGGCGCCGUGAGCGCCCACAACACGGUGACGUUUCGGACGCGGCUCACCCUGAUCGGUUCCUGGCGGGGGACCCGGAGGGAACCGGCCAAAGUAGUGCUACGUGGGAAGGGAUGCGGCAAUGAGGGGAAUAUAAAUAAAUCAGCAUGCCGUCGCUGCUUAGUUUUGCAUCGCGCUGGCCCGAUUGGCACCCAGUGGUUCCCAUCAGUCGCAUCCCGGACGAUGCCGGAAGCGGUUGUGCCGUGCUGUCUGCUGCUGCUGCUGCUGACGCUCCCACUGUCUGCUGGGUCGCUGCCGGCUGGCGGUGUUGAUUUAAUAGCCCGCACGCCGUACAGCCUGGACGCCGGGAGUACCGUUCCCGUCCGGGAGCGUUUGAUUGCGCUCGAGCGCCGGUUGGUGCAGCAGCAGCAGCCCUGCACCGGGCUGCUGAUCGUGUUUGUGCAGCUGUCCGGCGGCCGCCCACCGCACCUCGCCGGCGACACACUGUCGCUCGCCAUCGAUGCCUUCGCGCCCGGCCACCGCACACCCCGGCUGGUGCUGCGGGGCGACAACGAAGCGGUCGCAGACGCCCUCUCGUCCGCCGCCACUCUCGCGGACCGCGAUUCGUACUAUGUCGUGUUGAUACUGCUGCUGCCGGAUCUCGGAAACAGCCUCCCGGGCACGCUGCUGCAAACCACUGCCCGGUUGUUCCCGCUCGCCCUCAAGCUCCUCCUGCUCGGCUCGCCGGCCGCGCCCACCGACGAGGAGCUGUCCGCCGCCCGCACCCUACUCGCCGCCCUCUGGCAAACGGAGCGGGCCCUGCGAGCCCUCACCAUCUGGUACCGGCCGGCCACCGGCCUGCUGAUCGGUGCGUACGAUCCGUUCGAACCGCCCGCCGGCCGCUUCUACACCCUCGCCGGCCCCAACCGCACCGAUCUGCCGACCGAUCUGGCCGCGUUCGGGCGGCGCAUGAACCUGCGCGGCAGCGCGAUCACCGUGUACGGGUUCGAGGCGGCCAUGGCCUACCGCCGCCAGGACAUCGACAUGCUGCCGCGCACGUUCCCGGCGCGCCGGCCCGGCUCCACGCACGCGUCCCGGGACGCCCUGCUGGACGCACUGUUCGGCGCGGACGUGGAGGCGGUGCGCGAGCUCGCCCGCCGGAUGAACUUCACGCCCGUCGUGCACCAUAUGCGGGCCAACUUCGGCUUCAAGAUGGCGAACGGGACGUUUACCGGGGUGCUCGGCCGGCUGGUCGCCCGCGACGCCUGGCUGUCGAUGAACGUCUACUUCCUGAAGGACUACGAGACGCGCGACCUGCAGUUCGGUGCGGCCGUCUACCAGGACAGCCUGUGUGUGUUCGUGCAGGCGGCCGGUAUGGUAAGUUUGAAGGAGAAGCGGGGGGGGGGGGGGUGGCGGGGUUAAAGGCUAGCAACACAGGCUCGCUUUGCCAAGCCGGAAUUGGGUGCCGUUGGAUCACAGGAUUGCAUACCCUUCAGGCGCUUGCACAGCGCAACACUUCCAUCCAACACACGAGCCGUCUCCUUUGUUCGUACCAUUCGGGCGCAACGACUUUAAGCAGCUCUUCCCGUCCCUCCUCAACUGACAUACAUUUGCGGUAUGCGUGUGUGUGUGUGUGUGUGUGUGUUUCCUGUGGUAGUGGCCCUUUUGCCCGUGGUCGGUGGUGCCUUGGCUUUAGCAAAUCGAACGCAUGGUGCAAUGAAAAUGAAACGUAAACGGAUUUCCAUCGUUCGUUCCGUUUUCAUUUCCAGCACCGACCACCCCCAAGCCACACACACACACACACACACAAACACACCACUCAUUGCCAUUUGAACGAAAGACCGCACGGUACCGAUUCCGAUCGGACUUUAAUCCGCCCGCUUUCCGAAGCGACUGGAACCGCACACACAUACACAAGCACAAGUUGCACAAACGGUUUCCCAUUGAACCGCUUCAGAUUGCUGCGGUUUUUUCCCGGGCAAUAGCAGCAGGAAUCAACUUGCUCCCUCGGGGGCUCCAGUGUCCCUGCACUACGCACUCAUUGCUUCGAGAGUCGAGAUUUGUUAAUGUAUAUGUGUGUGUGUAUGUACAAGGGGCUUUAAGCAAACGAGCUGCAUUGCAUACAUCACACACACACACACACAUGAAGAGCUAGUGAUGGGAAUAACCACCCAAUAGUUAAAUGAGAGUUGCUGAGUUUGUUGAAUGGCGAGUUCAAUAUUUUGAGCAAGGUCUUGGAAAGAGAACAGGUCGAUGCGUUUAGAGUAAAUUGACAGAAAGCCAUGGGAAAAUUUUGACAGUUAAAUUGAACAUUUUUUAUGUUUGGUGAUGUAAGUUGCUAUAGAGUGAAUGAGAGUUUUGUUCAGCAUUUUGCACUCAUUUCCUUUUAGAAUAUUAUAAGAAUUAGAAUCUAAUAGGAAAUUUACAUGGCUGCUACAAUCCAAGGAUCUCUUUUAUUCGUCGCCGGGUUAUAAGCAAAGGACGGUGUGCAUAUUGUACCAGUGUGUGCCGAUUGGAUGUUUCAUUUAACUCUCAGUGUUUAAUUGAAAGUAAAUAGGACUUAAACUAGGUAAAUAGGACCAGAUAAAUAGGACAAACGGUAGUGAUUCGUGGUCACGGAAUGGCAAGCAAUGAAAAAGGAUAUCACUGCUCCUGAGUCCAAGAGUAGACUGUAAUUACAUCUCCUUUAUUCUCCAGAAGCGGUUGACCGCAAGAAAUUUAACCAAUAUAGUCUUCCUAAUAGUAAAUUCGACUUUUUUCCGCGUUAACUAUUAGCCGUUUGUUUGUAAACACUUUUUCAUGAAACUGUCAAAAGCGAGCCGAAAAUGGCAACCUAGCAACGGGCUUUGCAUCGACCUGUUGUCCUUAAUAGAUCUUGAUUUUGAGGAUCAACUAUCAAAAGAGUGAUAUCGCUCAAUCACUCAACAUACAGCAGCUGAACCUGUUACUUACUAUGGAGAGUUAAAACUCUUUUAACUCUCGAAAGAGCUCAACUCGAAUGAGCUCUUGAGCUGAUUAGUAUUAGAGCUAUUAGUUGCCGUGUAGAAUUUAACUUUUGACCUUUAGGUCAAGAAUUGAACGCACCGUAAUUGAGUGUAUAAACUAAUAGAGAUUUAACACUGAACAGAGCUUAACUCACUCAACCUAAUACCACUCUCGAAUCUCAAGUCACGACUUAACUCACCGAAGAGCUCAACUCACUCAACUAUGGAACUCAUUUAGCUCAAAAACUCAACUCACGGUGCUUGAGCUACUAGUUGCCGUGGUGAGUUGGUUACACAGCGAGAUUUAAUUUUUGGCAAUAUUUGUCUGGCUCCAACGUGAUUUAAUUCACUGCUAGUCUGGCACUAUACCAGUCACCAUGAACAAGUUACCAGCUGGAGGUAUAUCACUCUUCGAGAUUGAAAUCUUGGAACAGUUAUUUAGCUCUAGCGCUUAACUCUCGGAUUAACUCACUAUGAGUGAGUUGCAAAUCAGGACAACGAAUUAAAUUAAAGCACACAGACUCAAAGCAAGUUUCUCAAAGAUUUAAUUAAACUCAUCGCCUGCAAAGCUGAACAUCACUCAUUCUGGCACUCAGCACGUACAUCACCAAUAACAAAACGCGCCAAUUCCGCGUCCUCAAGAGCGGGAGGCUUAAGAAAGACACCAAAACCCAAUCGAGCUGCGAACGACACUCCGACGCGGAGUGCAGGUCAAAAAUGGAAAGAAAACACACUGUGUCCCGACGACGAUGUGGACGACGACGACGAGAACGGGGGUGGGUUUUUGUUUGCCCGUUUGGCCGCGAGUUUGGCCUGCUGCCGAAAGGGAUUUCAAGUGCGGUCGGACGUCAUUCGGUGCGGUGAAGUGUUGAGCAAGGUUAAGAUUUUCCGUUUGCAGCAAGCCUACGCCCGGCAACACUCUUCCCGGGCAAAAAAAAAAAAAAAAAAAAAAUGGCUUCCCAUUAUCGCGCUGAAUAGACGCACCCAGUUUCAUCGAUUGUGUUUCCCUUUUGCCGCUCUUUCCUGCACGCCGCCAGCUUCCCGAUUGGUUGCUCAUUUUUCGCUGCUUCACACCGACGCUGUGGAUCGGCGUCUGGAGCACGGUGGCGGUGGUGAGUCUCUGCUACCUAGCGCUAACCCUGCUCAUUGCCAUCUAUCGACCAGCGUGGGAGCACGGGAGGCAGCAUACGGGCAACGUUAGCCGAGAUCAACCACAGCAGGACCUGACCGGGCUGGUCGGACAGAUCGUUGGAGCGCUACUGACAGCGCCGACGAAUGGUUUCCAUCGUACCACGACGCACCAGAAGCUGUUCGUG